Molecule: messenger RNA, 1471 nt
Organism: Prunus mume (Japanese apricot)
Lineage: Eukaryota; Viridiplantae; Streptophyta; Magnoliopsida; Rosales; Rosaceae
Source: RefSeq, a predicted model, not a curated record
UUGUGGAGUUGUAGCUCCAACUCUAGGGAACCCAUUUCUUGUGGAGAAAGAGGGUUUUUGCCCAUGUUCUCGGAACCAAGCUCUGAUGAUACCCAAAUAGGAUCAGAAGGGGAAGAGGAAGAAGAAGACAAAAGGAAUAUGAGAGGUGGUCAAAAGUGGAGCCCUAGAGGCUAUUUAAGAAAUAUGAGUAGGCCAAUCGAAUCAGCAGCCCAUAAGGACUAAACAGCCCAACUAUGCUUCUCAGCCCAUCAGAAUUGUUGUAAAUUUGGAAUAUCUGAAGGAACUCUCCUCUGUCUCUCCCCUGUGCCUUCGAAUCACAAAAAGCAUGUCAAAACCACUAGAGAGAUACCAAAAACUUGGCUUGAAAGAGUCUUUACCAAGAAUUCACAGGUACCCGUUAGCCUGUAAAGAGCUGAGCUUAAUUCUCAGAGGCGCUUACAAGAAAAUUCCCAAGAAUCUUCAAUCGCUCAUCUUCCAGGAUACCCUCACCGCCUUUCGUCUCCUCCCUAGAAUGCAGACACGCAAUGCUGUUUUGGCAGCCCAUCUCCUCCUUCAGAGCGUCGAGGCCACGUUGCCAAAGCAAAAGAAGAAUGCAGCUGUUACAGAAUAUAAGAAUGCAAUGGUUGCUCAUAAGAGGCGUACUAAAGCCCGCCAAGAAGAAAACGUUUCAGGUUCAACCCAGCUGCCACAAGAUGUUCUUGUUCACAUAUUCAGUUUCCUCGAUAUGCAAUCUUUAGUCUCUGUUGGACUAGUCUGCUGGUUGUGGAAUAUAACGGCAAGUGAGAACAAUUUGUGGCGGGCACAAUACACUACUUUCUUCGGGAAUUCUGAUAAUGAUGCAAUGAUUAAGGGUCGACAGAUUGGUAGACUGGUUGAAGAUGAAGAAGGGUAUACACUAUUUUGGCGAGAAGCCUUCAAACGAGCAUAUUUAGGUAGUUCUUCAAAGAAAUUGAAAUCCAGUAGGGGAUACUGUAGGGACUGCAACACAAUUGUUUGGCUCGAUAACAUGAAAUGUUCAAAUGAACAUACAGGACUAAAUUCUGAAAAUCAGCAAAUUAAGCCGGUGUUACCCAGUCAGGUGGUUGGGUAUCUCUUGGAUGAUUCUUUAUCAAUGGCAUCUUCUUCAGACAGUGAUAGUGAUUCAGAUGGAGGGCCAUUUUCCAGGUUAUGGGCCUACCAAAGACCCUUGAGCAAAACCCAGUAAAAGCAUUUCAUUCAUGUAUAGAGCUGCUCAAUGAGGAUGGCUAAUAUCUAGCGACCAGCGUUCUCGCUUCUUCAAGAGGCUCUUCCCUCGCUGCUUGAGUCUCGACCAUCCCGGUCCCGGAGCUGGAUUUUUUACUUUGUUUUCAAAAGAAUAUGUUUUUGAAAAAUAAGAAGUAAUAAUAUUAUCGUUCUUGUACCAAAAUAUAUGUAUAUUCAUAAAUUCUUCUUGUUUCAUAAUCUCUGUGUUUCUUUUGCAACACAUUUCACA